ACGUUACGAAAAUUAAAAACCAGUACUGCACUUUGUCCUUCCAUUUACGGUCAACCCAAGGCACACAAACCCAAUCUGCCUCUACGUCCUGUUGUGCCUAACAUAACCGCCCCAACAUACAACUUAGCGAAGUACAUAGCAGUGAUUUUGAAACAGAGCUUCAACAGUAAAUAUAACAUUGCCGAUAGUUUUGAAUUUUCGAAGUAUAUAAACAUGAUAACAAUACCAAAAGACUAUAUUUUGGUUUCGUUCGACGUAGUAUCGCUUUUCACGAACAUUCCAAAGAACUUAGUCAUCAACAACAUAAUCAUGAACUGGCCUAGCAUCAAAACAGCAACAAAUAUUAACUUGGAUUUAUUCAUAGAGAUGGUUGAAUUCUGUCUUAACAACAGUUAUUUCCGCUUUCGAGAAAAAAUUUAUCUACAGACGUUUGGAACCGCCAUGGGUAGUCCGCUAUCACCAAUAUUAGCUGACAUUGUCAUGGAAACCCUCAUCGAAACAGUAAUUAAAAAUGUACCGUUUAAAAUACCGGUGCUCCGCAAAUAUGUUGACGAUUUAAUUCUAUCGUUACCUCACGAUCAAGUCCAAUACACAUUACAAAAAUUCAACAGCUAUAAUGAACACAUCCAAUUUACCGUAGAAGUAGAAUCAGAACAAAAACUACCCUUUCUGGACACUUUACUAAUACGAAAUGAAGAUCAAACCAUAAGCACACAGUGGUAUUCAAAACCUAUUGCAUCUGGAAGAUUGUUGAACUAUCACUCGUUUCAUCCAAUGACAAUGAAAAUUAAUGUAGCCUUAAAUCUCAUAAAACGAGUUACCGCUUUAACUACAAACAAAUCAGCAGAUCAACAAAAACAUAUCAUAUACCAACAUCUGAAGCAAAAUGAUUAUCCAUCAUCACUCAUAAACAGGCUUAUCAACAAUUUUCACACAAAGCAGCCUCACAAUAACACACAACCAUCAAAUUUAGUUGCUAAAGCACAGACCAAUAUAACCCAGGAGACAGAAACUGAAAUCACCGAUAAAACCGCUAUGCCAACCAACGAUAUGCAACAACAAAUUCACUAUAGAUCCAUACCAUUCAUACCCAUUCUCAGCAAACAAAUUACAAAAGCACUAAAACCGGACUUCCCAACAACAAAACUGAGCCAUAGACCGAUUAAAACAACACGAUCCCUACUCCGACCGAUUAAAGAUCCUGUUGAUCCAUUUAAACAAUCAAACGUCAUCUAUAGCAUUCCCUGUAAUGACUGUGAAAAUGCAUACAUUGGAAUGACAACCAAUCAACUGAAAACCAGACUCAGUGGUCAUCGAUCCAACAUUAAUCAAUUUUUAAAAUUAACUGAAAAUCCACCACCACACGCAGAUGAAGAAAUAUCAAGGCUAAAAGAAAAAACAGCACUCAUUCAUCACACCAUCAAUGAAGGACACAAUUUUGCAUUGGAGAAAACAAAGAUUAUAGAUCGUUCAUUGCGAUCUACAGCUUUGCCUCUGUUGGAAAUGUGUCAUAUUUCCAAUACUACCAAAACAGUUAAUCAUCGCACCGAUGUACAAGGCCUCAACACCACUUACGCUGGUAUUCUACAUGCUAUCAAAUCCAUCAAAUACGAUAAGAAAUGAAAGCUCUCCGAUAAACACCAAUACUACCGUACUCUACACAGCACUUUGCUGAGCUUUUUCAACGAUAACGUUACUUAAUAACGUUGAUAAGCUCAUUGUUUUUGAUCACCAUGAUGAAAACUUCAGAAUAGUCGUUAAACUAAGUAGUUGUGACACUGUACGUGAUUUAUGCAAGCAAAAUAUUUGUUAUGCAGUCAAUAGUAAGAAUUGUUUUUAAAUAACUUUUGAUUCAGUUUUUAAGUAAAUGACCAUUUUCUCGUAGUAUUUUAAAGCAUGUUCUAAAAUUGACCAGACAACGUAGCGUCAGACAUCGACAAAUUUUGACUAUAAACGAUAGACUUUAGUAAGUUUUUACAUUGUAUUAUUUGUUCAACGCUCUAUGUUUUUGUCAAUGUAACACAAUAAAUUUUCCAGUUUUCCUUGAAAAAGGCCUACAUCAAAGGCCGAAACGUCGGACAGUAAACAACAUUCGUUUGUAUUAUAAGACUGAGACAGCCGUUUUACAGUUUUCCACGAUUAUCACCCCAGUCGAA
Molecule: messenger RNA, 2156 nt
Organism: Malaya genurostris
Lineage: Eukaryota; Metazoa; Arthropoda; Insecta; Diptera; Culicidae
Exons: 1
Coding region: 214-1623 (469 amino acids)
Source: RefSeq, a predicted model, not a curated record